AAUAAUUUCGGACGCCAUUUUGUGCGUCGCGUUUUCUUCUGAAAAUCAGCGGAAUUUUCACGUGAAAUUCAAAUAAUUUGUCUUCUAGGUGUUUAGUAUAAGAUGUCCAAACGUCGGAUUGAAGUGAUGGACCCUUUUAUCAAGAAAAAAAGAGAGGAGAAGGCAGCUGCCGCAGCCAAGUCGGGGGGCAGCGGGGAGUCGUCAGAGCCCGCGGCCAGCCUUGGGAGCAGCAUGCCGCCUACUACUACCAGCACGCCUGGGAUUAACCAUUUUACAGGUCUUCCACACUCCCAGCGCUACCACGAGCUUCUCCGACGCCGGCUCGGACUCCCAGUCUGGGAAUACAAGAACGACUUCAUGAGACUCCUCAACACGCACCAAUGCGUGGUCCUCGUCGGCGAGACGGGCUCCGGCAAGACCACUCAAAUACCGCAGUGGUCGGUGGAGUUUGCGACGGUGACCGCUGGCAAGUCGAAGGGCGUGGCGUGUACGCAGCCACGACGAGUGGCAGCUAUGUCGGUGGCUCAGAGAGUGGCUGAGGAGAUGGAUGUGGCUCUAGGUCAGCAAGUCGGUUACAGCAUUCGUUUCGAAGACUGCUCUGGACCACAGACAGUCCUCAAAUAUAUGACAGACGGUAUGUUGCUCCGAGAAGCCAUGUCAGACCCCAUGCUAGAACAAUACCGAGUGAUACUCCUCGAUGAGGCCCACGAAAGGACCCUAGCCACUGAUAUUCUCAUGGGGGUCUUGAAAGAAGUGAUAAAACAGCGAACAGACUUGAAACUGGUCAUUAUGUCUGCCACAUUAGACGCUGGGAAGUUUCAACAGUACUUUGACAAUGCACCACUUAUGAACGUGCCUGGGAGAACGCAUCCGGUAGAGAUAUUUUACACACCGCAGCCAGAGAGAGAUUAUUUGGAGGCAGCGAUCAGAACAGUCGUUCAGAUACACAUAUGCGAAGAGAUUGCGGGUGAUAUAUUGCUGUUUUUGACGGGACAGGAAGAGAUAGAAGAUGCGUGUAAAAGGAUCAAGAGGGAGAUAGACAAUUUGGGGCCAGAUGCUGGGGAGUUGAAGUGUAUACCGCUGUAUUCGACGCUGCCACCGAAUUUGCAACAGAGGAUAUUCGAGCCAGCGCCGCCCAACCGUAGCAACGGCGCCAUUGGUCGCAAAGUUGUGGUGUCCACCAACAUCGCCGAGACCUCGCUCACUAUCGACGGAGUGGUCUUCGUGAUAGACCCGGGAUUCGCUAAGCAGAAAGUAUACAACCCACGUAUCCGAGUGGAAUCCCUCCUCGUCUCUCCCAUCAGCAAGGCCUCCGCACAGCAAAGGGCGGGUCGCGCUGGCCGGACCCGUCCUGGGAAAUGCUUCCGACUGUACACAGAGAAGGCUUACAAGCACGAGAUGCAGGACAACACCUACCCGGAGAUAUUGAGAUCAAACUUAGGGUCUGUAGUUUUGCAGCUGAAGAAACUUGGCAUCGACGAUCUGGUGCACUUCGACUUCAUGGACCCGCCGGCGCCAGAGACACUCAUGCGAGCGCUGGAGCUGCUCAACUACUUAGCGGCCUUGGACGACGACGGCAACUUGACGGACUUGGGCGCGGUGAUGGCGGAGUUUCCGCUGGACCCUCAAUUGGCCAAGAUGCUCAUCGCGAGUUGCAACCACAACUGCUCCAACGAGAUCUUGUCCAUCACCGCCAUGCUGUCAGUGCCACAAUGCUUCGUGCGACCGAACGAAGCGCGCAAAGCGGCCGACGAGGCCAAAAUGCGGUUCGCUCACAUCGACGGCGACCACCUGACACUACUCAACGUGUAUCACGCCUUCAAACAGAAUAUGGAGGACCCACACUGGUGCUACGACAACUUCAUCAACUACCGCUCGCUGAAGUCCGGUGACAAUGUGCGUCAGCAGCUCAGCAGAAUCAUGGACAGGUUUAACCUAAAGAGAACGAGUACAGAGUUCACGAGCAAAGACUAUUAUAUUAAUAUUAGGAAAGCACUUGUUAAUGGAUUUUUCAUGCAGGUGGCACAUUUAGAGCGCACCGGGCACUACCUGACGGUGAAAGACAACCAGGUGGUCCAACUGCACCCCUCCACCUGCCUGGACCACAAGCCGGACUGGGUCAUCUACAACGAGUUCGUGCUCACAACAAAGAACUACAUCCGGACUGUCACCGACAUCAAGCCGGAGUGGCUCCUAAAAAUAGCACCGCAGUACUACGAGCUAAACAACUUCCCUCAAUGCGAGGCCCGACGUCAACUGGAGCUGUUACAAGCGAGACUGGACUCCAAGGCCUACCAGGAGGGCUUCUAAGGCCCGCCACCAGGCCUCGCGGUCUCUGGGACCAGUCUGAAACAAGUGACUACAGUGAAGUGACAGUGCAGUGAUGUGUGUUGAACGUUGAAGAACUGAUGUAAAAGAUGUUGACCGUUGCAGUCGUUUGGGAAUGGCCGAAGUUAGUUAAUAAAAUGCUAAAGUCAAAA
Molecule: messenger RNA, 2480 nt
Organism: Ostrinia furnacalis (Asian corn borer)
Lineage: Eukaryota; Metazoa; Arthropoda; Insecta; Lepidoptera; Crambidae
Gene: Dhx15
Product: DEAH-box helicase 15
Exons: 14
Coding region: 103-2310 (735 amino acids)
Cellular component (GO): spliceosomal complex; intracellular anatomical structure
Molecular function (GO): RNA binding; ATP binding; RNA helicase activity
Source: RefSeq, a predicted model, not a curated record